AUGGAAGGUCAAAUUACGAAUGUAUUACCUUUGAUAGAAGCACAAGGAAAAAAAUCAUGGUUAUGCGACAAUAGUUUAUGUAAAAUUCAUGAUCCAUUUCUGUUGGGUCACACGCAUAUACCCGUUGAACAUGGUCGUACUCCUAAAUAUAAACCAUUAGCUGAUCAUGUUUUGAAAAUUUUAUGAACAGAUCUUAAAGAUGUUAGUCUCAUUGUAAUUGACGAAGUGUCAAUGAUAUCUAAUACAUUUUUUAUGUAUAUAAACUUACGACUACGUGAAAUAUACAAUACUACUGAUUGUGAUGAUGGUUGGUUUGGUCGAAAGCACGUUCUUUUAUUUGGAGAUCUGCUUCAGUUACCUCCUGUACUUGAAGAUCCUGCUUUUAUUUGGAGACACGGUAGUGUACAUUUAACAGAAGAAAAAAUUCGUAAAUAUCUUGGUUCUUUAAGUGCUACUAAUCUAUGGACUACUUUAUUCGAUUAUGAUGAAUUGACGAUUAAUAUGCAUCAGCAAGGAGACGGAAAUUAUCGUGAGUUACUUUUGAGAAUUCGCGUUGGUUUGUUAAUACCAUCUGAUUGUCAUAUUCUUGAAAAAAGGAAAAUAUCUUUCAAAGGUGAGUCUUUUGAGACAAGAUUAAACGAAUUAUGUGAUUUCAUCAAUAAUUUCACAUCUAUCGUUUGUUUAUUACCUAACAAUCUCAUGUGUGAUCAAUUAAAUGCUGCAAUGUUAAAUCGUAUUACUUCGAAAGAAAUAUUUUUAAUUGCUGAAGACACGAUUGAUUGUAUUUCAUAUAUGAAAAAAAAAGUAGAAAAGGUAUUGGCAAAUAAUGAUGACGAUGAUACUAAAACAGCUGGAUUGUCAAGACAAAUUACAAUUAAAAUUGGAGCGAAAGUUAUGAUAAGACGUAAUAUUGAUGCUAAUUUGGGAUUUGUAAAUGGUACAAUUGCUACAGUUAUAUCAGUUUCACAGGAUACUGAUUACAUUGAAAAGAUAAAAGUUCGUUUACCAUAUAGUUUAGAGUAUUUUAUUGAAAGAGUGAGUGUUAAGUUUCCAGUGAUGGAUAGAGUAUAUGUUACUAGAAAACAAUUUCCAUUAUCAUUGAGUUAUGGUAUUAUCAUUCAUAAACGUCAAGGAUUGAGUUUGCAAAAUGCUGUUAUGGAUCUAGGUAACAAUGUAUUUAGUUGUGGUCAGGUUUAUGUUGCAUUAUCUCGAGUAACAUCUCUUGAUGGACUACAUUUAAUUAAUUUUGAUCCUUCGUCCGUGUUUGCUAGUGAAAUGGCAAUUAUAGAAUAUAAUCGAUUGAACAGAAUAGGUAAACCAGAAUCAGAAAUAAUCGCUAUUUUGAAACAACGUUAUCGUAAAGUUAAAGAUGUUUCGUGGACAUUGUCAAAAAUAAUUACUUCCCCGUUCAAGAAUCAGGUCAAAAAGAAGCUCCAAUAA
Cyphomyrmex costatus is the source of this 1440-nucleotide messenger RNA. RefSeq names its product ATP-dependent DNA helicase PIF1-like. Gene Ontology annotation, molecular function: DNA helicase activity. The transcript is spliced from 3 exons. Lineage: Eukaryota; Metazoa; Arthropoda; Insecta; Hymenoptera; Formicidae. The record is from RefSeq and is a predicted model, not a curated record. Gene Ontology annotation, biological process: DNA repair; telomere maintenance.